AUGACCGAGUGGACGCUGCUGAAGCGGCUCCUUGAUGCCGUGCAUCAGCAUUCGACCUUGAUUGGCCGGAUCUGGCUGACAGUGAUGGCGAUUUUUCGGUUGCUGGUGGUUGCCGUGGCAGCAGAAGACGUGUACGCCGACGAGCGUACUAUGUUUGUCUGCGACACACUGCAGCCAGGCUGUGCCAAUGUGUGCUACGAUGCCUUUGCGCCCAUCUCUCAGCCACGUUUCUGGGUCUUCCAUAUUGUCGCCGUGUCCACGCCGUCACUUUUCUUCAUUCUCUACACCUGGCACAACCUUUCCAAGAUGGCACCUGGGCAAAACACGGACGAGUGUGUGCGGAACUGUAAUUCUGAUAGCUGCUCCAUCACGUCUCAUUAUCACCCGAGAGACAAGGUGGGUCAUGUUCUGGAAAAAAACACGUGCGUUUCACUAACUCGCGGCACCCUGAGCCAAAAACAUAUCUCUCCGACAAGAGGUUCCUCAGGAGUCCUGUCCAAAGCCUACGUGCUCCAUGUGUGUUUUCGUGCCGUGUUGGAGCUGGCAUUUCUUUCCCUUCAGUGGCUGCUUUUCGGGUUCUGCGUGCCAGUUCGUUUCACGUGUGCCGUCCCUCCUUGUCCUCAGCGCGUGGACUGCUACGUCUCACGUCCCACGGAGAAGAGCAUCUUCCUCAUCUUCAUGUUCUGCGUGGGGGUCUUCUGCAUCUUACUAAACUUCCUGGAGCUCAAUCAUCUCGGCUGGAAGAAGAUCAGAAGGUCGAUGCGAGUAAAGGAAGGAUGGAGGAGCAGUAUUUAUGGAGCAAUAAAUGAGAACAGACGCUCUGGGACGAGCAGUACGACGUCUCUGCCUACACUGGAGCUGCUAGUGGAGAAUCAACCUGAGUGGACAUGUGCAGGAAAUGAGUGCUGCUCACCAUUAAAACAGGAGAAAGAAUUGUCUGAAAAGUCACUGCAGAAAGAGACACACAACGCAACACAAGUACUGAGAGGAAAACCACAUUCCCAUAAAGGAAGACUUUCCAAACGAAGUGCUGAAGUCUGGAUAUAA
Ictalurus punctatus (channel catfish) is the source of this 1047-nucleotide messenger RNA. RefSeq names its product gap junction protein delta 6 (gene gjd6). Gene Ontology annotation, biological process: cell communication. The coding region runs from base 1 to 1047 and encodes 348 amino acids. The transcript has a single exon. Gene Ontology annotation, cellular component: connexin complex. The record is from RefSeq and is a predicted model, not a curated record. NCBI's taxonomy places the organism in Eukaryota, Metazoa, Chordata, Actinopteri, Siluriformes, Ictaluridae.